CGCCUCGGCCCCGGGCUCGGAAGAGGCUCCAGGGGCGCCGUCUCGGACAGCGACGUCGUCUCCUAGGUCCCCGGCCCCAGUCCCCUGGAGACGCCAGGCUCGCCCGCGCGCAGCCAGGGAGCGCGAUGGGGGCCCCGUCCGCCCUGCCCCUGCCCCUGCCCCUGCUCCUGCUGGUCGCCUGCUCCUGGGCACCCGGCUGGGCCAACCUCGUCCAGGACGGCUACUGGCAGGAGCAGGAUUUGGAGCUGGGAACUCUGGCUCCACUGGACGAGGCCUUCAGCUCCACAGUCUGGAGCAGCCCUGACAUGCUGGCCAGUCAAGACAGCCAGCCCUGGACGUCUGAUGAGACCGUGGUGGCUGGCGGGACCGUGGUGCUCAAGUGCCAAGUGAAAGACCAUGAGGACUCAUCCCUGCAGUGGUCUAACCCUGCCCAGCAGACACUCUACUUUGGGGAGAAGAGAGCCCUUCGAGACAAUCGGAUUCAGCUGGUCAGCUCCACUCCCCACGAGCUCAGCAUCAGCAUCAGCAACGUGGCGCUGGCGGACGAGGGCGAGUACACCUGCUCCAUCUUCACGAUGCCCGUGCGGACGGCCAAGUCCCUCGUCACCGUGCUCGGAAUCCCACAGAAGCCCAUAAUCACUGGUUAUAAAUCAUCACUGCGGGAAAAAGAGACAGCUACUCUCAACUGUCAGUCUUCUGGGAGCAAGCCUGCCGCCCAGCUCACCUGGAGGAAGGGUGAACAGGAGCUCCAUGGAGAACAGACACGAGUACAAGAAGAUCCCAAUGGGAAAACAUUCACCGUGAGCAGCUCAGUGUCAUUCCAGGUGACCCGGGACGAUGACGGAGCGAACAUCGUGUGCUCUGUAAAUCACGAGUCUCUCAAGGGAGCUGACAGAUCCACCACACAGCGCAUUGAAGUCUUAUACACACCCACCGCGUUGAUCAGGCCAGAGCCUUCCCACCCUCGGGAGGGCCAGAAGCUGUUGCUCCACUGUGAAGGCCGUGGAAAUCCAGUCCCCCAGCAGUACCUGUGGGUGAAGGAGGGCAGCGAGCCACCCCUGAAGAUGACCCAGGAGAGCGCUCUCAUCUUCCCCUUCCUCAACAAAAGUGACAGUGGCACUUAUGGCUGCACAGCCAUCAGCAACAUGGGAAGCUACACAGCCUAUUUCACCCUCAAUGUCAAUGACCCCAGUCCAGUGCCCUCAUCCUCCAGCACCUAUCACGCCAUCAUCGGUGGGAUCGUAGCUUUCAUCGUCUUCCUCCUGCUCAUCCUGCUCAUCUUCCUUGGCCACUACCUGAUCCGGCACAAAGGAACCUACCUGACACAUGAGGCGAAGGGCUCCGACGAUGCCCCGGAUGCUGACACGGCUAUCAUCAACGCAGAAGGCGGGCAGUCAGGCGGGGAUGACAAGAAGGAGUAUUUCAUCUGAGGGCACUGGCCCUCAUCCUGUGCUCCCCCAGGGGCCCCAUGGGGACUGCUGGGGCUGCCACCAACCUGGACUUGUACAGAGCGACCCCAGGGCCGCCCCUCCCGCUUGCUCCCCAGCCCACCCAGCCCCCUGUACAGAAUGUCUGCUUU
Jaculus jaculus (lesser Egyptian jerboa) is the source of this 1579-nucleotide messenger RNA. It is a transcript of the gene Cadm3, whose product is annotated as cell adhesion molecule 3. Bases 126 to 1430 code for a protein of 434 amino acids. The transcript has 10 exons. Gene Ontology annotation, biological process: homophilic cell-cell adhesion. Gene Ontology annotation, cellular component: presynaptic membrane. The record is from RefSeq and is a predicted model, not a curated record. Lineage: Eukaryota; Metazoa; Chordata; Mammalia; Rodentia; Dipodidae.